Cololabis saira (Pacific saury) is the source of this 2010-nucleotide messenger RNA. Its product is annotated as glomulin-like. The transcript has 18 exons. The record is from RefSeq and is a predicted model, not a curated record. NCBI's taxonomy places the organism in Eukaryota, Metazoa, Chordata, Actinopteri, Beloniformes, Belonidae. Bases 141 to 1913 code for a protein of 590 amino acids. Gene Ontology annotation, molecular function: ubiquitin-protein transferase inhibitor activity. Gene Ontology annotation, cellular component: cytoplasm.
UUUAUCCCUGCAGACCUCAGGGGAGCGGCACUUCUGCUCACUUUGAUAUCUGCUUUUAUAUCUGCCACAUCUAUUGUGAGGUAGUAAUCAAUCUAUCCACAUAUUCAGCGGUAAUAGGAUUGUCUGUGAGGACGGAGGAUAUGCUGACAAUGAAAGAAGACGAGUUGAAUGACAUAAUCCAGAGAUGGCGAGGCAUUGAGGAGCAGGACCUGACGUGUGAGGACCAGCAGCAGCUCAAGAACCUGGCUGCUGCCUGUCUGAGCCUCGGUGACGGGGAACAGCUCCUGAGAAUCACCCAGGACCACAAAAACCAGGGCAUUGUGAAGUCCAUGGGUUGGGUUCUGCUGGCACCUCUUCUAAAGGAAGUAGUUAAAGACGGGGCGAGCCGUGACCACUGCCGGGCUGCCGUCACACAUCUGACCAAGACUUGCAGCCCAAAUAAACUCCUGCACAGCUUGCUGGACAUAAUUGAAGACAUUGACCCGGGCACCAUCUCCGAGACCAUCUUAAUCCUUCUCCCACAUCUCCAGUUAGUGCUGCUCCGGCUGGGCCACAGGAGGGCAGCCUCCGUGGGCCUGGCUCUGUCGGCGCUGCAGAAGCAGCUGUGCCGGCUGCCGGUGCCCUACACCGAGGAGCAGGAGGAGGCCGAUGAGCACGGGCUGGGUCGCUGCUGCAGCGCCCUGGCCGGGUUUACAAAGCCUUUUGUGGAGGAGAUGAGGAAGAACAGUGACAACACUCUGACCAGCGCUGAAGAUGACGAGAUGAGGACUGAGCUUCUAAAGUUCUGCAUGAAGAGUUUGAGGGAGCCCUUGCUCGAGGCUGAACUGAACCAAGACAGAAAGUCAGCACUGUGGCUCUUUGCAGCAGAGAUAAUGGUGAUUCUACCUGCCAUCAAAGAGUCUCUUUCUGGGCUCCUGUUCUUCAACACGCUGAGGAAAAGCGCCAUGCCGGACGGCGACCUGUCCAAGGAGGCCAGGGCGUGUCUGGCCUACCUGCUGUUCGUCCAGCUCAUAACCAUGGACAGCUUCCCCGCCGUGUUCAGUCCUGUGUUUACUCUUCAGUGCAACAUGGAGCACAUCAACCAGCUCCUCAGCAGCAAAAAGGAAUCACAUUUACUCAAAGGACUGGAACUGUUUGUGAAGAGCCUGAACAAGGUGGAAGACAACAGUCUUCCUGUGGGCCUACUGGACCUGAAGAGCUUCUACAGCGUCCCACAGAACCUGCGUCUCGUUCUCAUCGACUGCCCAAUGCAACACCUGAGGGAAUCAGGACUGCAAGUUUUCCAGCUUUUCAUCGAUAAACUAGACGCUGAGGCCAAGUACAAAUUCUUCAUGUGUAUGUUAAAAACCAGCAACCACGCAGGUGUGGAGGGUUAUAUAGUCAAGAACAUCAGGAAUCAGAUAGAUGUUUCCAUCAAGACAAAUGGCAGUCGAUGGUUCGUGGGGAAGGAGUUGCUGUCCUUGUUGGGUCUGGUACUAAGUUUACCUCAAGGUGCCGAGACGGACCUGCUCGCCCGUAUGGACAUGAUAAUGGAGAGUCUGAAUCUUCUGCGCUACGUGGUCAUCAGAGACGAGGAGCUGAGCAGCCACGCAGACGAGUGGAAAGAGCUGCGCACGAUCCAAGCCCAAUACCUGAAAACGCUGCGAGCGUGCAUCAGCUUGUCCAGGGCGUAUUAUUCCUCUGAACUGAAAACACUGAAGGAGGAUCAAAAGCUAAAAGCAAAAGAGGCCAGAGAUGCUGCGCGAGCCACCAGAUUGGUCAAGAGCAUGACGGUGAAGCACGAGAACAUGUCCAUGUCUCCACAGGAGCAGCACCAGGUGCUGCAGAGCGCCCUGGUGACCUUUGACCUGAUGGAGAGCCUCAUCAACCGAGUGGAAGAGGUGGCAGAGGACAAGAAGGCCAGAUCAAGCUGAGGUUGCCUGUGCUACUUUAGCCCACAGGAUGAUGUACUUUAUUUACCUUUUUCUUUUCAUGAGAGAACGCAAGUACUUAAUAAAGUCUGGAUUUUAC